UAUUCACUUUUGGAUUAAAAGACCCUGAUGUAGAGCUCAAUCGUUCUGUGCGAAUUGCUUUGUCUUUUCGGCGUGCAAGUGUCGUUAGAUGGCCUCAAUACCUUUUUCCGACCCCGAGGAAUAUCGGAAACAGUUCGGUUCUGCUGCAGAGAGAAACAAAUUACCAAUACUAGAAGCCCUGAAACGGCACGUUACGGUGGAACGCGCUAAAGCUUUGGAGUUAGCAAGCGGUAUUGGCACCCAUGUUUCGUUCUUCGCAGAGAAUUUUCCGAAUUGGACUUUUCAACCAAGUGACGUUGAUCCAGUUCAUGUGGAGUUGAUUGCUCAGAAAACCCAGCACUUGAAGAAUGUUUUACCUCCAGUUGUUCUGAACGUGAGUUCGGAUAACUUCGCUGAUACUUUGAACGACGAGUAUGACAUCGUUAUGGUUAGCAAUUUGCUUCAUGUGGCAGGUUGGCAGGUUUCUAUUGGAUUGUUUCACGGUUGUUCUAGAGUACUGAGAACGGAUGGAUUAUUGUUUAUUUAUGGCCCGUUCAAACGAAACGGGACUUACAACGCAGAAUCCAACCAAAAAUUUGAUGAAUUUCUAAAAAGUCGCAAUCCAGAGUUUGGUUUAAAGGAUAUCGAUGAUUUAGAGCGUCUCGCACACGGUUGUAAGGUAUGAAAGAUACAUCAUGUACCAUAUGAAA
Molecule: messenger RNA, 689 nt
Organism: Galdieria sulphuraria
Lineage: Eukaryota; Rhodophyta; Bangiophyceae; Galdieriales; Galdieriaceae
Exons: 7
Coding region: 89-664 (191 amino acids)
Source: RefSeq, a predicted model, not a curated record